AUGGAGCAGCCACUGACGUCGGAUGAGGUUUUUGAGUGGGUGUUGGCUCGGAUUGCUGAGCGGUGGAAUCAGGAGGUGUUUGGUCAGUUAGAGGUACAGAAGGCGAGUACUUUGUCGAUUUUGCAGGAGUGGGAUGAGAAGGAAGAAAGAACGGGAUUGUCGACAGAUGAUGUGGUGUGUCGGGAGGGGGCGCAGAAGGAUUAUGGGCGGAUUGCUAGGAUGAAGGAUAUUAGUUAUCGCCAGAAGUCCAGGUGCUUGUGGUUGAAGGAUGGGGACUGGCGAUUGUGGGUUAAUUGGGUGUUGCUUUCCUCAGAAGUGGAUAUCCGGAAUGGUAUUGUGGGUUUCUACCAGCAUCUUUUUAGGGAUGAAGGGGAGGGGCGGCGACUAGAUUUGGAGGGAGUAAUUUUUGAUACUAUUUUAGAUGAUGCGGUGUUGAUGCUGGAGUGCCGUUUGCGGAUGAGGAGGUUUGGGGUGGAAGUGAAGGCCGUAUUAGAUCAGUUUUAUCAGGAGGGACAGUUUGAGAAGAGUCUUAAUGCCACUUUUAUUGCUUUGAUUCCCAAGAAAGGUGGGGCGGAGGAUAUUAGAGAGUUUUGGCCAAUUAGUCUUUUGGGUAGUGUCUACAAAUUAUUGGCUAAAGUUCUGGCUAAUAGACUUCGGGGUGUUUUGGAGGGGGUGGUGUCAGAAUCUCAGAAUGCGUUUGUGGGGGGUCGUCAAAUUUUGGACGCUAUGUUUGUGGCUAAUGAAUGUGUGAACUCGUGGGUUCGGCAAGGAAAUGUGGGCAUUAUGUGCAAGCUGGAUAUUGAGAAAGCUUAUGAUAUUGUAAAUUGGAAUUUUCUGUUUCUUGGUUAA
Messenger RNA from Camellia sinensis, 849 nucleotides. Lineage: Eukaryota; Viridiplantae; Streptophyta; Magnoliopsida; Ericales; Theaceae. The record is from RefSeq and is a predicted model, not a curated record.